This is a messenger RNA of Trichoderma gamsii, 1587 nucleotides long. RefSeq lists its product as hypothetical. The transcript has a single exon. Gene Ontology annotation, cellular component: catalytic step 2 spliceosome. The record is from RefSeq and is a predicted model, not a curated record. Gene Ontology annotation, biological process: mRNA splicing, via spliceosome. NCBI's taxonomy places the organism in Eukaryota, Fungi, Ascomycota, Sordariomycetes, Hypocreales, Hypocreaceae. The coding region runs from base 1 to 1587 and encodes 528 amino acids. Gene Ontology annotation, molecular function: protein binding; mRNA binding.
AUGGCGGACUUUGGAGAGUACCCGCCGAAUAUGGCGCCCCAGGAUGCCCUCGUGGUGCGCCAACAAGCAGAGCCGGACCACGCUGUCGUUCCUUAUACUGCCGAAGAUCUUUCGCGGCCAAAAGCCGGCCCAGCAAAUCCGUACAAGGACGCAACGACCACCCUCAAGCGCAAAAAUGUUCUCACUGGCCAUGCUGAGGAGACUUUUGUGAGCGAACAUACCUUCCGGAGCAAACACAGGGCUAUCGAGAGGAAAGGCGGACCAGGACGACAAUAUCAAAGCGGCGCAGACAUCAAGGCCGAGGCGGCGAAUCUACGGGCUGGUCGAGAGAAGAAAGGCGACGCAACUAUCGCUGAGGGCGCGGGAGCGUAUGUUGGACCUUGGGCUAAAUUUAAAAAGCAAGAAUACGAGGUUGUUGGUGAGGAUGAAGAGCUGGCAAGCGACGAAGAAUACGAUGAGAUCGACGAGGACGAAGUUGUCGAGAGUGGAACCGUCCUACAGGCGCCUGCUGGUGCUCUUACUCGACGUAAGGAAGUCGAGGAAUUGGGAGACGAGACGACGACGUUCCACGGCUCCGAAGAGUACGAUUAUCAGGGCCGAACGUAUAUGCAUGUGCCGCAGGAUUUGGACAUCGACUUGCGCAAGGAGCCUGGUAGCGCCACCAACUUCAUUCCGAAGAAGCAGGUUCACGGCUGGAAGGACCAUCAAGGGGCUGUCAAUGCGCUGCGGUUCUUUCCCGGCUCAGGACACUUGCUUCUAUCAGCUGGUGCGGACACCACAGUCAAGAUUCGCGAUGUGUAUCACGACAGGGAACUGCUGCGGACGUUUUCUGGCCACUCCAAAUCGGUGUCGGAUAUCUGCUUCAACAACUCGGGAACGCAGUUCUUGUCUGCUUCGUAUGAUCGCAUGAUUAAGCUCUGGGACACGGAGAAGGGUGUUUGCAUCAACAAGUUUACCACUGGGAAGACGCCGCAUGUUAUCAGAUUCAACCCUGAUCCGGAGCACUCGAAUGAAUUCCUUGCCGGCAUGUCAGACAAGAAGAUUGUUCAGUUCGAUAUACGUACGCCGAACGAAGUGGUUCAGGAGUAUGACCAUCACUUGGCUGCCAUCAACACCAUUGUCUUUGUCGAUAACAACCGGCGCUUCAUGACGACAUCCGACGACAAGUCGCUCCGUGCAUGGGACUACAAUAUCCCCGUGCCCAUCAAAUACAUUGCCGAGCCAGACAUGUACCCUAUGACGAGGGCAGCACUGCACCCAUCCGGCAAAUACGUCGCCUACCAAAGCUCAGACAACCAAAUCCUCGUCUACGGAGCCAACGACAAGUUCCGCCAGAACAGGAAGAAGAGCUACCGGGGCCAUAACAACGCUGGUCUGGGUAUCGAUCUGGACUGCAGUCCUGAUGGCCAAUUCCUGGCUUCUGGUGACCAGGCCGGCUAUGUCUGCUUCUGGGACUGGAAGACGUGCAAGAUGUAUCAUAAGCUGAAGGCGGGCAACCAGGCGGUGACGUGUGUGCAGUGGCAUCCUCAGGAAACGAGCAAAGUUGCUACUGCUGGGUUGGAUGGAGACAUCAGAUACUGGGAUUAA